AUGUACAACGCGCAUCGCGGCAUAGCCGGAGCACCGGCUCCGCCAAACAACCGUCUUGUCGAGCUGCUCGAACAGGUACGCGCCGAGUUCGAGGCUCAAGGUGGACGUGCAAACGAGUAUGAGCAUCAGCGUGAGUCGUCCCCGUUUGUCCCGACAAACACCUGCCCUUGGGGUAGUUAUCUUCCCACACAUGCGCCGUGUGCUAUCCAGGAGAUGGAGCUUGUCCGCAGCAAGAUCUUCCAGCUUGAGCAGACACACAUGCAGAUGAAGCAANAAUCUCAACGCAGGUACGAAGAAGACAUCUCUCGCUUGCGACGCGACCUUGAGGCUCGUGGAGGCCCAAGCCAGUCUUCGCACACCGGCCCUUCGCAGCCCCCUCCGCCCUCAAUCGGCCACGGUCCCGCCAAUCUCUUCCAGGGUAUCAUGGCCGGCGCUACUGCUCAGGGCGGCCCGGGUCUUGCUCCUCCUCCUCAAGAUGGCCCACCCCAGGGGGUUCCUGCCCACAUCCAAGGCCCACCUGGACUGAACCCUCCUCCGGGUCCUCCUCAGCACGCUCCUUUCGGUGGUUACGGCCAGCCACCAGCUGGUGUCAAUGGAUAUGGCCCUGCACCACCUCAGCCUACCGCUUCUCCCGGCCCUGGCAAGCCCCGCACUAACNGCUCGCGGCCCCCUGGUAUUCCUGGAACCCCUCAGCAGAACAACGCAAACCCCUACCCUGGCUCUCCUGCCAUGGCACGUCCCACCCCUCCUCCCGCUCUUGCCCAACAACAGCAGGCCCUUUCUCUGCCUCAGCACCAGCAAUACACUCAAGAGCUUGGUGGUAGCGGUAAUCAGUUGGUCGACUUGGCGGUUGAAACACUUCCCAGCAACCUCAAGCGUGAGGGUGAAGACUGGUACGCUGUUUUCAACCCCCGCGUGCGUCGCACCCUGGACGUCGAGCUUGUUCACAACCUGGCCCACCAGAGUGUAGUCUGCUGUGUUCGUUUCAGCCGCGACGGAAGAUUUGUUGCUACUGGAUGCAACCGAUCUGCUCAGAUCUUCGAUGUCGAGAGCGGUCAGCAGGUCAAGCAUCUGCAGGACACCAGCCUCCCUCAGGAUGGUGACCUCUACAUCAGAAGUGUCUGCUUCAGCCCCGACGGUCAAUACCUGGCCACCGGUGCCGAAGACAAGAUCAUUCGCGUUCGUACAAUCUUCCAUAUUGAUGAUGUUCGUCUGCUAACUCAAAACUUUAGANUCUGGGAAAUUGCUGCUGGUCAGAUCCGUCAUCAAUUUGCUGGUCACGAGCAAGACAUUUAUUCUCUUGACUAUUCUUCUGAUGGUCGUUACAUUGCCUCUGGAUCUGGUGAUCGCACCGUCCGUGUCUGGGACAUUCCUAACAACCAGUGUGUUCUGUGCCUGACCAUCGAAGAUGGCGUCACCACUGUCGCUAUCUCGCCCGACAACCGUUUCUUGGCCGCUGGCAGUCUGGACAAGAGUGUUAGAGUAUGGGAGCUGGCGAGCGGAAACCUUCUUGAGAGGCUCGAGGAGGCUGGUGGCAAUCCUGGUCACAAGGACAGUGUCUACUCUGUCGCAUUCUCCCCCACCAGCAGAGAACUUGUUUCUGGUAGUCUGGAUCGAACCAUCAGAAUGUGGGAGCUACAAAGCCACUACCCCGGCAACCAAAAUAUGCCCCCAAGAAACCCUCGCGGAGGCAAGUGUAUUCGCACUUUUGAGGGCCACAAGGACUUCGUUCUCAGCGUUGCGCUCUCGCCUGAUGGUGAAUGGGUUCUGUCUGGUUCAAAAGACAGAGGUGUUCAGUUCUGGAACCCUCAGACUGGCGAUGCCCAACUCAUGCUCCAAGGACAUAAGAACUCUGUUAUCUCAGUCGCGCCCAGUCCUGUGCAAGGCGGUCUAUUCGCUACUGGAAGCGGAGACAUGCGUGCUAGGAUUUGGAGAUUCUCGAGAUACGACCCUGCCCGUGGCUGA
Messenger RNA from Aureobasidium uvarum, 1965 nucleotides. The record is from the annotation of a GenBank genome assembly. Lineage: Eukaryota; Fungi; Ascomycota; Dothideomycetes; Dothideales; Saccotheciaceae.